UUAAAUCCCUUUAAAUUGUUUUUAAAAGGCUAUUACUAAGCAGGCCACGUGGCUAAGAGGGUCUCUUAGAGGGCGGUUUGAGCGGGGCCUUGGGGCAAAGGGAAGUGAAAGUGCCUUCUGGGAAUUGUAGUUUUCCCUUGCUCCCAUUAGCUAGGACUACUUGUCCCAAGAUGCAGUUCCACUGCCAGGUUCCCUAGCUACUAUCUCUAAGCAUUGGAGUCAGCGUUAGAGAAAGGGAUUCAGGUGAGGACCGGAACAAGGAUGAGGUGGAGUUUUGGGGAAGGAUGGGAACCAGCCGGAAGUGACUAGGAAAAAAGGCUUAUCAAAAAUUUGGCUUUGUGUCAAAGACAAGUCAAGAUUUAACUUUUCUCUGGUGAACGAGCAUAUAGAUUGUGAUAUGUCGACCCAAGAAAUAAAUAAACAUGCAGUUCUCCCUCCUAUCAUUGGAAGAAGAGACAAAGAAUUUUUGGAAAGUAUGCAAAGAUACAUAAUUACAGAAACUGAAAGAGUGGGCUGUAAUGAGGAAGGACCUGCUGAUGAAUAUUACAUCAUAUACCGAAACGUUUUUGAUAAGGUAAUAGAAUAUGUCACUGUAUACAAAGCCGUUCUCACUUCAAUCAAAAAAGAAUACGACGCCUUUAUUGAGAAAAUAAAGAAAGACCGAAGAGCUGUAUUUAAUCUUCAUGGAAAACUUAAAGUUUUGGCAGCAGAGCCCACAGCUUUGAUAUAUCACAGGAAAAGAAAAAUCCAACUUGAAGCAAAAAUGAGGAGUAUUGAAAAUAAUUCGUUGAAGAUUCAAUCACAAAUAGAUCAAAUGAAACAGCUUAGGGCAGAGUAUGACACCAAAGAAGUAAAAUACUGUACUUUCUCCAAUGAUCCUUCAAAACCUAUUCCAGGCAUGACUCUCGAAGACUCUGUCAAUCUAGAUGCUCUCACUAAAUACAUGAAACAUCUUCAAGAUAAAUAUACAGAAAUUAAACAAACUAUGUCAAUAAAAUAUAUACCAGCUCAGAAGAAGGCUGAUUUAGAUGAGGAAAUGAUUGUGUUAUUAAAAAGGAGAGAUGUAGCUGAAAAUCUGAACAAAGAGUUACAGUUUCGUCAUCAAAGAAUGCAGAUUAUUUCACAAGCCCUUACUUCAUGGAUAGAAUCUGAUAAGAAUAGCACAAUUCAAGACUUGGUGGAGGAGAUUCAGAAAACCAAAGAUUUACAAGGUGACCAAGGCACUGUAGAGGAACUACUUCAAGAUGAUCCAAGCAGGGCAAAAGAAGCUGAAAUUAUGCUUUACUACAUUGAAAGGUUCAAUGAAUUAAUCUCACUUGGUGCAUAUGAAAAGGCAGCUUGUUUUGCAGCAAAUAGUCCUAGAAGAAUUCUUCGAAACAUUGGUACGAUGAAUAAAUUUAAGGCUGUUGGAAAAAUUAGAGGGAAGCCUCUUCCAUUACUCUUAUUUUUUGAGGCUCUCUUCAGCACAAGUCAUGCUUUUAGACGUCCUGUUGAUGCAGAGCUAACCUUGGAAGGAAUCAAAUGUGGAUUAUCUGAAAAACGGUUAGAUUUAGUUAUCAAUUGGGUAACUCAGCAAAGGCUGACAUUUUCUGAGGAAGCUGGGGAUGUGAUUUGUGAUUAUGGGGAGCAGGAUACUUACAACAAUGCCAAAUGCCUGGCUUUAGCUCAGAUUAUUUACCAUGAAUGUGGUCUGCACAAGAAAGCUCUUCUUUGUCUGUGUAAACAGGGUCAGAUUCAUGGGGCCAUGGAAUACAUACAACAGUUCAAGGACUUUACUUACGAUGACCUGAUGCAGCUAAUAACAUUAUGUCCCCAAACUGAAUUAAUUCAGUGUCUCACUAAAGAAUGGAAUGGGAAACCACCAUCCUUAUCCUUUGGUCUUGCCGUACUUCAUCUAUUCUCUGUAGAUAUGAAAAAGUUUGCCAUUAAGCUACUCCAAGAAAUAAGUAAAGGUGGGAAAGAUGCAGUAGAAUAUCUUGUGAUGAAUGAUUCAUUUUGCUCCCUAGAAAAGUGGCAAGAAAUGGCAACUGUAUGUUUACAGAAUGGCUUUGACAAAUUAUUUAAUGACAUCAUGUCCAUUCUUCGAUCUCAGGCAGGAGUGACAGAAAUUUCUGAAGAGGAUGAUACAGUCAACUUAAUGGAACAUGUUUUCUGGUAGUUCUGUAUCUUAACCAGUUGAGGGAGCUUAUAAAACAUUUUACACGUGUUGGUUGGGCAAACUGAUUUUGGUGUCACUAAUUUACAAAAAAAUCUAGAAUAUGAAGCUCUUAGAAAUAA
This is a messenger RNA of Tupaia belangeri chinensis (Chinese tree shrew), 2277 nucleotides long. It is a transcript of the gene CLHC1, whose product is annotated as clathrin heavy chain linker domain containing 1. The record is from RefSeq and is a predicted model, not a curated record. NCBI's taxonomy places the organism in Eukaryota, Metazoa, Chordata, Mammalia, Scandentia, Tupaiidae. The coding region runs from base 398 to 2158 and encodes 586 amino acids. The transcript is spliced from 12 exons.